AUGAAGAGCGCACUUCCUAAACUAAGGUCAAUUGGAUCUGCCCAGAAUGCUAGUACCUUGGUACGGGCAACAUCUUGUGCAUCCUGCUCUUCUUUGUCAUCGAGGAGCUUCACAAGUUUGAACCGACCCCCGCCAAACUACCCAGGCCAUGUUCCUCUAACGAGAGUUGAGCGGGCUGGGCUGGCCAUUGGGGCCAGCGUAAUGUCUUUUUUCGACCCCUAUCGCCAUGACCUCAUCGCUGCUACUGGCGAAGCCACAGCCACACCAUACUUCAUCUAUCGCCUUCGCGACGCUAUGCUCGCCGAUCCAACCGGCCGUCGUAUCCUCCGAGCUCGACCUCGAAUCUCCUCCAAAACCCUUUCCCUCGAAGCUCUACGUGCGCUACCCGAAAACUCCGUUGGCCGCGCCUAUGUAGGCUGGCUCGAUCGCGAAGGCGUCUCCCCCGAUACUCGAGCUACGGUGCGGUACAUCGACGACGAAGAGUGCGCAUAUGUCAUGCAGCGAUAUCGCGAGUGUCAUGACUUCUACCACGCUCUGACUGGUCUGCCUAUCGUGCGCGAGGGUGAGGUUGCACUCAAGGCUUUCGAGUUUGCGAAUACGUUGCUUCCCAUGACGGGAUUAAGUAUCUUUGCGGCAGCUACCAUGAAGAGGAGCGAGAGGCAGCGAUUUGCCUCGAUAUACCUACCCUGGGCUCUGAAGAAUGGGGCACGGAGCAAAGAAGUCAUUAAUGUCUUCUGGGAAGAGAGACUUGAGGAUGAUGUUAGUGACUUAAGAAAAGAGCUGGGUAUGGAGCAACCGCCCGAUAUGAGAGACAUACGAAAGAGGGAGAGGGAGGAGAAGAAGAGACUCAAAGAGCUGAGAGAGCAGGGGCUAUAA
Molecule: messenger RNA, 876 nt
Organism: Fusarium musae
Lineage: Eukaryota; Fungi; Ascomycota; Sordariomycetes; Hypocreales; Nectriaceae
Gene: COQ4
Product: Ubiquinone biosynthesis protein
Exons: 2
Coding region: 1-876 (291 amino acids)
Biological process (GO): ubiquinone biosynthetic process
Cellular component (GO): mitochondrial inner membrane; mitochondrion
Source: RefSeq, a predicted model, not a curated record